This is a messenger RNA of Gryllus bimaculatus (two-spotted cricket), 1442 nucleotides long. NCBI's taxonomy places the organism in Eukaryota, Metazoa, Arthropoda, Insecta, Orthoptera, Gryllidae. The record is from the annotation of a GenBank genome assembly.
UCGCCUCCGCGCGGUUCUACUCUACUCUACUCUACUCGCUCUGCUAUACUCCGCUCUCUACUCUUACCUUCAAGGGCUUCGGAUUCCGCAGGUCGACCAUCUCGUGCUGCUUCUUGCCGGCGCUCCUGUACCUGAAAGGCAAAUUACGUGGGCUCUUAGGCGCCGCGCGGUACAAUUAAAACGAAUGCGACCAGGUGCCUUGGUCAAACUAGCCACCUCUUUCUCGCGGUUCCAAAACAUGGCCAACAAUGAAUGACUUUCGGGGAAUGGGGUGCAGCGCGGGCAUGGAAGGCAAUGGGCUUAUGGAGCAUGCACAUGAAAUACACAAUGGACUCGUGCCAAUGAACGGCAACGGAACCUCCGGGCGGUCAUCUCCUAGCGGAGGUGACCCCGCCCCCGGCAAACUGUUCGUGGGAGGCCUGAGCUGGCAGACGUCGUCUGAGAAGCUCAAGGAGUACUUUGGGAUGUUCGGCACAGUCACUGACGUCUUGAUAAUGAAAGAUCCAGUGACGCAGAGGAGUCGAGGCUUUGGCUUUAUUACAUUUUCGGACCCGGAGACGGUGGAAAAGGUCCUGAAAGUUCCCAUUCACACUCUCGAUGGCAAAAAGAUCGAUCCCAAGCACGCUACCCCGAAGAACCGAGGUAAAGUCGGGAGCCGAACAAAGAAGAUCUUUGUGGGCGGCGUGAGCCAGGACACCUCCGCCGAAGAGGUGAAGGCGUACUUCAGCCAGUUCGGCAAGGUGGAGGAGACGGUGAUGCUGAUGGACCAGCAGACGAAGCGCCACCGCGGCUUCGGCUUCGUGACGUUCGAGAGCGAGGACAUGGUGGACCGCGUGUGCGAGAUCCACUUCCACACCAUCAAGAACAAGAAGGUGGAGUGCAAGAAGGCGCAGCCGAAGGAGGCGGUGCAGACGGGCGCCAUCCUGGGCAAGCGCAUGGUGCUGGGCCCGCUGGGCGUGCGCAUGGCCGCGCCCCAGCCGCUGACGCCGGCCACGCAGCUGGCGGCGGCGCAGGCCCAGGCACACGUGCAGGCGGCCACGGUGGCGGCGGCCGCGCAGGCGCAGAGCGCGGCGGCGCUGGCGGGCUACGGGAAGCUGUUCGGCGCGUACCCCACGCUGGCCAGCUACCGCUACGCGCCCUACCCGAUCCCGGGGACGGUGGGCGCCGUGGGUGGAGUGGGCGCGGCGGGCGUGGGCGGCGUGGGAGGGGUGGGCGGCGUGGGAGCCGCCGUCGGCGGGAUCGGGGCUGCGGCCGCCGCCGCGGCUGCCGGGGGCGCCGUGGGAGGCAACCCCACGCCCACCACGGCCGCCGGCGCUACGCCCACCCUGGCGCCGCCCGUGCCCGCCAACCCCUACCAGGGCUACAAUCUCACAAAUGUCGACAUGUCAAGCUUCCAAGGAGUGGACUGGGGAUCCAUGUACGGCAUGGGCAUGUACGUCUGA